AGUAGGUGGGUGUGGUCUUCACUGUCUGGUUGAACCUACUAAAGUCUGAAUACUGACACACACACACAUUCACUCAGAGAACACAGAAGCUGUUUCACUCUUCCUCUGCUCCAUUUUCCCCCAGCUGAAGCAACAUCUAUCUAUAAGAAUCUGGCAAACGUCCUGGGAAGGUCUGUAGCUGACAAGUUGUUGGAAGGCAAACAUGUCUCUGCCAUUGUCCUUGCUGAUAUGUCUGUUAGUCUUCCAGCUGUGUUUGGGAGCUCAGCCUGAGAAGAGACACGUUAGAGAACGGGGUUGGUCUGAAAAACGUACCGAGUCAAAAAACGUUCAGAAGGCGGCUCAAUAUGCUGUAGAAAUGUUCAACAAAGAUUCAAAGGAGAAGGUGUUGUUCAAGCUCGUCUCAGUUAACAGUGCUAAAUCCCAGCAGGUAACCAAUAGGAUCAACUUUAAAAUCAUUGCAAUCCUCGGAAGUACCAACUGUCCUAAGGGGGGAAACCUUGACUUGAAAGGAUGCAUUUUGGACAACAAGCAACUAAAGUGCCAGUUUGUUAUGACUUCAGACACCCACAACAGAAAAUAUGAGGUGAACAAAACAAAAUGCCACAAAGUUGCAAAGAAAGGUUAAUUCUUUUUUACAGUGUCAAGAUAAGCCGAGAUCAUCCCAUUAUUUCCAUGCUGGAGAUUUUUGGGUAUAGAUGCUACUUUGUAGAUGCUACUUAGUAGCAUCUAUACCCAAGGAUGUCUGGUGUCGCCACACCAAUCCACCAUUUGAUUGUCUCAUGCAAGUUUUACUUUCAAAUUACAUUUCUUUUUUUAUUUAAUCAUAAGAAAUCAUAUUCAGGCAGAGAGAGUUGCCAAGCCAUGAAACAGGAACAGCAGGCUUUCUGAUAAGAUGAAGAAAGUUUCCAUCCUGAAGAUUAAUAAAAACAGCUUGGACUAUUCCUCAUUUCAAUGCGAGAAAGUUUUAAAGAAUGAAGUCUAAACAAAUUGAGUAAUUGAAUAAAACUCAAAGCAAAAUGCUUAUAUUAAUAAUGUUUUCUCUUGAAAGAAUGAACAACUGCAACUUUAGUUUCAAAGAAUAAGAAUGAAUUAAAUUAUAUUUUCUUUUGUAUUUAAUCAUAAGAAAUCAUAUCCAGGUAGAGAGAGAGAUGCCAACCCAUGAAACAGGAACAAGUGGCUUUCUGAUAAAAUGAAGAAAGUUUCCAACCUGCAGUUAUACAGAAAUACGUGAGACUAUUCCUUAUUUCAGUGCAAGAUAGGCUAAGUAAAAUAAUUGAUUUUUCUGAUUUGAUUAUUUCUACUAUUUAUUAAGCUAUACUGACCCUUGCAAAAUUGUAUUACUAAUAAAAUAUGUAGCAUAAAGAAAAAUCUGACAGAUGUUGUGCACAUUCAAUUAAUGUGUCACCUAUGAUGGUUGUAAAGUAGCUAUGAUGCUUGAUUCUGGAGAGAAAGAGGUGGAAAACAUUUCAUAGAUUCCUUUUAGCCCAAAACCAUGUAAAACAACACACUUAAGUCUCUAAAACCAACCUGGUUUAGUAUCAAGUUUAGGUUGUAACAAAGAGAAAAAGCGACUGUUAACAUGUGUGGUCUGUGAAACUAGACCACACAUGUUGUGGUCUGCAGGCUGCUCAGUCUGACUAACUCACCGGGGGAUAAGGGUGGGGCACCUGGAUGGAGGUCGUCAGGAACCAGGUGAGUCUUUCUCAAUAGGCCAGCUUGAACAGAGUUUACCUGAGUUCUGUACAGGGUAAUACCCAGCAGAUUUAGGAACCUUCACAACUAUGAUAGGUUUUAAGAAACCUUUAAGACACACCCUAACAUAUUGCACCUAAUUCAAUGGAAAAAGUAAAACUGGGUGCCGAUUAAUUUUUUGGGAGAACAAUCAAAAAGUCAUACAUUUAGUUUUCAUAACUGUUGGCAAAAAUAAGCGUUAGUGUAAGCGUUCUCUAGCUUUGUCUAGUAGCUAUUUGUUUUAACACUACCCUAGCCCAGUGAUAAUGCAAUAAUACUCUCAAACCAAAUUUCUGACAGAAGACUAAAUUCCAUCCAGAUUCCAUUUGGAAUAUCUGUCUGCUUUUGUGGUGACUAAAUAUAAUUCAUAUUGGUUACAACAUUAGGGGAAAUUUAUCCUCACUGUUUUAUAACAUGAGGUUGUCGGGCAGGCAGUUUUAAAAUUGUUUCUCUUUGUUGCUAAAAAGCUCAGCUCAAUGGAUACUUUUUAGAUUUCUAUUUUAAAAGUUCUGGAAGACCAUGUCUAUUUUCUUUCCACGUUAUCAUUUCACUUUUGCCACUUUGUGAAUAAAUUGCUUAAACUCCCAAUGUCACACUGAAGUUUGUUUCUGUAAUGUGAUUAAACCUGUACAUGUUCUUCAGAUUUUAUUACUUUUGCAAGAGUAUUGACAUCUGGUGUUGAUACCUGAUGCAAACACAAAUCCACGAAACAUGCGGGUUAAAAUGAUGUCUAGCCCCAUCAAGAGGCCAACAAAUGUAAUUGCACCUUUCAGCACAUCUGUGACAGAUGUACUGAAAAUAUUAACGCAGUGAUGAUGCAGCACUUGUAAAGUUAAGGAUUUUUCAAGAUAAUAUAAAACAUAAAAUCAUUUUUGUGAAUAAAAUCACUCUCUUACUUGUU
Messenger RNA from Gambusia affinis (western mosquitofish), 2632 nucleotides. Its product is annotated as cystatin-like. The record is from RefSeq and is a predicted model, not a curated record. Gene Ontology annotation, molecular function: cysteine-type endopeptidase inhibitor activity. Lineage: Eukaryota; Metazoa; Chordata; Actinopteri; Cyprinodontiformes; Poeciliidae. The transcript has 5 exons. The coding region runs from base 203 to 625 and encodes 140 amino acids.